Porites lobata is the source of this 784-nucleotide messenger RNA. The record is from the annotation of a GenBank genome assembly. Lineage: Eukaryota; Metazoa; Cnidaria; Anthozoa; Scleractinia; Poritidae.
AGUGCAACACCAGUCUACAAUCGUUCGUGUAGGAGGCUCCCGAGAAAUAUGGGAUGGUUUAACCUAGUUUGGAGCACGUAUUCCGAUGAAAGAUUCAAGAAAACGUUUAGGAUCUCACGUACAACAUUCCAGUUUAUACUGCAACGAAUCAGACAUGUUCUAGAUAGAGAUACUGUGACCGAAGAGCCGAUAUCCCCAGAAUUCAGGUUGGCCAUUGCUCUGUAUCGUUUAUCAAGGGGAGAUUACUAUUAUACGAUAGCAGAAAUGACAGGACUGGGGGUGUCAACCGUGUGUACGAUCGUCAAUGAAGUCACACGCGCAAUUGUGGACAACUUGUGGGACGAAUGUGUUGGUCAGCAACUGCCAAAGAGUGAGGAACAAUUUAAGGAGAAGAUAGUUGAUAUGGAGGAACAGUGGCAAUUUUGUUGUUGUUGGGCUGCAGUUGAUGGAUGCCAUUUUACCUAUCAAAUGCCCGCCUGGGAAUUUUUCUUGUAAGGAAUACCACAACUUCAAAGACUUCUAUUCAAUAGUGUUAAUGGCAAUGGUGGACUCCAACUACAGAUUUGUUUGGGGAACCUGUGGUUUUCCAGGCAAUUCUCAUGACGCUGUAAUAUUUCAAUCAACAAAGCUGUACUCUGAUAUAAAAGAAGGCACCUUUAUUCCUCAGAUAAGUAAGGAUGUCAAUGGAGUACAAGUACCUCCAGUUGUACUUGGAGAUUCUGCUUUUCCUUUAUCUUCUUGGCUUAUGAAGCCAUACACAAAUGCAGUCUCAACACCAAAACAG